AUGCACAAUAAGCACAAUAGUCAUGCAUUUAUUUGUAAAACUAUUCGGCGGUACACAUCAAAUAAACCGGAGGAAUUAAUAGAAUCGGCAAAUCCAAAAAAAAUUACCAAUGAGCUCAAUUCAUAUUUUGCUUUGGUAGGAAAUUCUACGGCGGACUCUGUUAAGAAAUUAGGACAAGAGCACCAUAUACCUGUCAUAGAGCAUCAACCUAUAAAACGCUACCCCGAACCAGAGCAGUUCUCCCACAGCCAAAUACCUAGAGAGGAACAUGUAGCAAUG
Paramuricea clavata is the source of this 279-nucleotide messenger RNA. NCBI's taxonomy places the organism in Eukaryota, Metazoa, Cnidaria, Anthozoa, Malacalcyonacea, Plexauridae. The record is from the annotation of a GenBank genome assembly.